AUGGCCUGGUUCAUGAGAGGAGUCCAGAGUGCCGUCUUCCACUAUGCCUCGUGCGCACCCUGCACCGGCUACUCAGACGGCAGAAAGAGGAGGAAAGCAGCAAAGGCCGCGCGCAAAGUGAGGGAGAAGCUGGAGCUGGAGCAGCCCGACGCAUACCAUCAUCCCGAGCCGACUGGUACCAACAUAUACUGGCAAGAGGAAAUCGCCAUGGGCCCAGGGCCACCACCACGAAGAGCGCGGAGGACCAACACGGCAACUACAGGCAGCACGAGGGGUAUGCCGACACGGGGAACACAGAGCUCGGCUUUGAGCAAUGGUGGGAGCAGCAUCGACGUCGACCACGCCGGCAAUACCCGCCUCAGUGACGAUACUCUCGACGACGACGACGAGACGUGGAACCACAAGCGAUACCAGAGGGAAGACGAGGACCUAUGGGGCCACGACGAGCCUUCAAUCAAUCUCGAACAAACCAUGACUGGCUCUUCCGUCGGAGGUGCGGGUUAUCAAAUACGGAGGCCUGUUACUUCAACAUCUGGAAGCUACUAUACCGCGCGCGCACCACCAGUCAACGAUCUGCACCCUCCCGUCGUCAGUCUUCCAUCUCCCGACCCCAUUGAUAACCGAUGGAUGCUCCAACCACCACCCAAAGCUAGUGUCAUGGCUGGCAAAGAACGAGCGUCCAACAGGAGUCGGAGUGGCAGUGGCGCAAGUAGCCGCGUAGAAUUGAGCUUGGGUCGCCAGGUCAGCACAAGGCAAUUGAUGCACAAGUUGGAGCGAGGCGAGACGCCUGAGGCUCGAUCAGCAUCACCAAAUGGUUCGUAUUUCAACCCAUCACGGUGCAGGACGCCACAAGCUCGACCGCCCUCUGCCACCAGCAGCGCUCGUCGGAGAAAGAGAAGAGACACAGCCAUGGCUCGCGACCUGGCUAUGGCGCGAACCGAUACUGUGAGCACUCAGCAUUCGUCCGGUGAAUCCAGUGAUACCAUCAUCCGAGGCAACUCCGCACCUCGCACCGCAGCCAUUCCGGACGUUAAAGUAAUUCGCGUCCGCCAGAGCCGUCCUGCCCUCUCCACAGUCUUGUCCAGCAAUUCAGGUAGGAACGAUACGCCAGUCACAGCAUCAGUUCGCAACGGUAGCGAUGAGAACGCUCUGCGCAUGCCUGAGAAGCCCAGUCCAGCGCACCACCGCUUCACAACCACGUCGACCCCCGACUCCAUCCCCUACUACACCAAACACCGCGAACCUCUCAAUUCAUCCGAUAUAUCCUCCCUUAACUGCCUUCAAGACCUCGUAUCCCCACGCGCUCUACUCGAUUCACACUUCGUCUCCGCACCCUUGGUAGAAGCCAAGAUUCGAUUACCACCUUCAGAAGAGGACAUGGCCGCAAGGGCGCGACGAGAGCUAUCCAACAGCGGUUUCAGCAUCUCAAGCGACUGGGAUGAAGAAGAAGAAGGUAUCGUAAGAGUACCUUUUGACCGGAACUUUGGACCACCAGAAAAGGAUCCAAGGUUUAGAUGGAGUGUCGACUUUUGA
Messenger RNA from Alternaria arborescens, 1533 nucleotides. RefSeq lists its product as hypothetical. The coding region runs from base 1 to 1533 and encodes 510 amino acids. NCBI's taxonomy places the organism in Eukaryota, Fungi, Ascomycota, Dothideomycetes, Pleosporales, Pleosporaceae. The transcript has a single exon. The record is from RefSeq and is a predicted model, not a curated record.